CUAUCUUCAAUUACACCAAAGUCUUCGUUAAAAUGCACAAGACAACGACAGCGUGGAAACAGAAUUGCCUGGGCAGUCAAUUAGUGGCAGGUUAAAGUCGUCUUUACGACUGACACAUUCUCAUAGGACCAUGACAUCGUACAGCCCACUUUUCAUACCACGAUUCAUUCCCAGCAUCCGGAGAGAGCCACACCGGACAAAACGACCUCAUACAAAGUCGCGUUAUGGCUGCUUCAGCUGCAAGGCUCGAAGAGUUAAAUGUCAGGAAACGCGGCCAAACCCGUGCGCCAAUUGCAUCAGCCGAAACACUCUGUGCAUAUAUCCUUCAGAAGAACAAAUGCUGCAUCGUCGUGGCCAUUCCAGCUCACAUGGCAGUCAUCGCAGUCGAAUAGUAGGAAACAGACAUGGCUCUUCGGCACGCAGUUCUACAACGCCACCAGCAUUAGAGUCAGCAGUGACAUUAAGUUCGCAGCAGAAUGUAUCGCACCACGCCUUCGCUGCGGAUGACUUGCGGUUCCUUCAACACUUUUUGAUAGUCGCAUAUCCGCAUCUCCCGUUUGGAAGCGAAGAUCUAUGGAAGACGUGUCUCCCAGCGAGUGCGCAUGAGUGCCCACAUUUGAUGCAUGCAAUACUUUGUCUCGGAGCCACCCACCUUUCCUUGGUUACACCAGACGGCAGUAGAUAUACGACUCUCGCCGUCACGCACCGAGGCCAGGCCCUUAGAAUGUUAGGCGAUGCGUUGAUCAAAGGUGAUCAGUGCAGUAGAACCGAGCUUGAGUUGAUGCUAGCAACGGCCUAUGCGCUUACGUUUCAGGCAAAUUAUAUGGAAGAUGGUCUGGUCGACUUCGCCGUUAUGGUCAGAGGCUGUAGUAUAAUAACCCGGCGGAUCUUGAACAAAUACGACGGUAGUGAAAUGUUCAAACUACUCAAACCAGAUGUCAUUUAUAGGGACAUUGUGUUGCGCAUCCCUCUCACUCACUGUGCUGAUACAGAUUUUCUGGACACAUCUAUCGAGACACUGAAAAGGAUCGAGCCACUGCUUGUGAGCGACAGUCAUUGCAACGCCUACGGUGCCCUGUUGAAUACGUACAACGCAUUCAAAAGUUCGGCGCGUGAAGCCUUCAUUGCUUUCACUGGAUUCUAUAACCACUGGGAAGGAAUGGGAAAUCGCGAGUUUAUGGAAUUCCUCGAGCCGACAAACUAUGUCUCACGUGCCCUGUUUCUCCACUACAUCGUGAUAACGGUACUGUUUCGGCCAGUGUUUCAAAUAUUUAAGGGACCAAGGGCAGUAGUCUUUCCCCGGGAUGAACUGCCGAUUCUUCAGUGGGGAGCUCAUAUUUACCAGUGCUUACCCCCCUCGGUACGUGGGUUGGUAGAGUGGCAGGCGAACUUUAUAACUUUAGAUCAAGCUACGCUUGAAGGCCCAAACUCCGGUCAGGCAAUCCUUGAGCCGGUCUAGCUCUAUGAGUUAUAGGUAUCACAGAGUAGGGAGGCUUGAUUGAUCGAAAUGUUCAUGUUAUUGAGAACUAUAUAGGACAGCAUCAAGCGAGCAGGGCAGAGGGUAAAAGUAAUUCAGAAACAAAGACGGGCUCGCAAAGAUCGAAAUUAAGAAACAACACCUUU
Molecule: messenger RNA, 1623 nt
Organism: Aspergillus alliaceus
Lineage: Eukaryota; Fungi; Ascomycota; Eurotiomycetes; Eurotiales; Aspergillaceae
Product: Zn(II)2Cys6 transcription factor
Exons: 3
Coding region: 131-1459 (442 amino acids)
Biological process (GO): regulation of transcription by RNA polymerase II
Molecular function (GO): DNA-binding transcription activator activity, RNA polymerase II-specific; zinc ion binding
Source: RefSeq, a predicted model, not a curated record